This is a messenger RNA of Penicillium paradoxum, 813 nucleotides long. RefSeq names its product HpcH/HpaI aldolase family protein. Gene Ontology annotation, cellular component: cytoplasm. The record is from RefSeq and is a predicted model, not a curated record. Gene Ontology annotation, molecular function: aldehyde-lyase activity. The transcript is spliced from 6 exons. NCBI's taxonomy places the organism in Eukaryota, Fungi, Ascomycota, Eurotiomycetes, Eurotiales, Aspergillaceae. The coding region runs from base 1 to 813 and encodes 270 amino acids.
AUGUCUUCCAUCUCACUCCGCUCCGCCCUGGAAACCACCCCCGUGGCAUACGGCUUCUGGUUGACCCUCCCCAGCGCUGCCGUCGCAAAGACGAUCCUCCGCCGCAGCCCCGAGUAUUCGGAAGGUGGAUUCAGCUGGGUCCUAGUGGACGCCGAACAUGGAUUGAUUAACGACAGUCACUAUUACGAGCUCACUAAUGCCGUUGGCCACGAGGGAGCCAGCCCGAUUAUCCGCGUCCCCUGGCCUGAAGAAUGGAUGAUCAAGCGUGCUCUGGAUGCUGGCGCGCAUGGAAUUAUGACCCCGAUGUGUCACUCUGCAGAGGAUGCCGCUAAGGUCGUCAGCUACUGCAAGUAUCCACCGAUUGGUGUCCGUGGAUACGGACCCAUGUAUACGGCGCAUUCAUUCCCAGGCGUGUCACCGGCGGAGUAUGAUGCGAAGACUCACAAUGAAGUGCUGGUUGUUGUGCAGAUCGAGUCGCGGCCUGGUGUUGAGAAUGUAGAGGAGAUUGCGAAAGUUGAGGGACUUGAUGUUCUGUUUAUUGGGCCCUUCGACCUGGCUAAACAGAUGCGUGUCACUCGUGGUGGCGAGGAGCACGAGGCUGCUAUCCAACGAGUCCUCAAUGCUGCGAAGGCUUCUGGCAAGAAGGCAGCUAUUUUCUGCUCCGAUGGCAGUGAUGCUCUUCGUCGGACUCAGCAGGGCUUUGAUAUGGUUUCCAUCAUCACUGAUACUGCUAUCAUUGGUGAUGGGAUGCUCGCCGAAUUAGCGAAGGCAAAAGGCACUGCUAAGCUUGAAGAAAAGCGUGAAGGUUAUUAG